Molecule: messenger RNA, 2370 nt
Organism: Dictyostelium discoideum AX4
Lineage: Eukaryota; Evosea; Eumycetozoa; Dictyosteliales; Dictyosteliaceae
Exons: 1
Coding region: 1-2370 (789 amino acids)
Source: RefSeq, a predicted model, not a curated record
AUGAAAGAUAAGAAUAUUAAUUCAACAUCUUUUAGUAUUUCUAAAGCAUCAAAAGCAAUAAAUUCAUAUCUUCAAUUAUUUCCAGAACAACAAUGGAAUGAAGUGAUAAAGAUAACCUUAUUAUUUGGUAUUGAUUGUAUACAAGAACAUUUUGCACUUUCAACACCCAGAAUCGACCAAUUAAGAAAUAUUAUAAUACACCCAGAAUCUUCACCAUUAGAUUCAAUAUUAACUAAAACACCUUUAAAAAAUAAUAUAAUUAAUAAUAAUCAAAACUUUAAUAAUAAAAUUAAUCAUCAACAUAAUCAUAAUUUUAAAUAUCAACAAGAUGAAAAUAAUAAUACUGAUGAUGAACAAGAACAAGAACAAGAACAACAACAGAAACAAAAUGAAAUUAUAAAUAAAAUAACAACACCAAUAAAAACACCAUCACCACCACCACCACCACAAACAUCACAAACAUCACAAACAUCGUCUACAUCUUUUUCAAUAAAAAGCAAUAAUAAAACUAAUAAUAAUAAUAAUAAUAAUAAUAAUAAUAAUAAUAAUAAUAAUAAUCCAUUUUCAACAAUUACACCAAUUCAUAAAAAUCAUCAAAAUUCUAUUUCCACAUCCUCAUCAAAACAACUACGUUCUUCUUUAAAGAAUACACCUUCAAAAUUUGCAUUUUUCACAAGUAGUACCUCUUCUGAAAAUAAUAAUAAUAAUAAUAAAAAUAUAAAUAACGGUAAUAAUAAUAACAAUAAUGAUGGUGGGGAUAUAAAUAGAAACGAUAGUAGUAGUAAUAAUAAUAACAAUACACAUAAUAGUACUUUAUUUAUUGAUGAUGAUGAUGGCGAUAAUAAUGACGAAAUAAAUGAUGAAAAUGAUAUAAAUAGUAAUAAUUUAACAUUCUCCUCAUCAACCAAAUCAAAGAAAAUUAAUAAUAAUAAUAAUAGUAUUGACAGUAAUAACACCAAUAUCAAUAAUAAUAAUAAUAACUAUAAUAAUAGUAUAAAUAAAUUAAGUGGUAGAGAAUCAAAAGUUGAAUUUAAUGAAGAUAGAAAUCAAUAUUCAAUUUAUAGUAGAGGUGAUACAAGUAGUAGUAAUAAUAGUGAUUUAAUAUUUGAGAAUAAUAAUAAUAAUAAUAGUAGUAUAUAUAAUGAAUCAGCAACUCAAGUGGAAAUAUUUUAUGAUAAAAAUGGUCAACCAAUUAAUCAUUUAUAUCAAGAGUUUCAAUUUCAACAACACCAAAAUGGUGAUCAAAACAACAAUAGCCAAUUUUUAGAUGAAUCAAUGCUAAAGAGUAAUAAUAGUAGUAAUAAUAACAAUAAUAAUAAAAAUAAUAACAAUAAUAAUAAUAAUAAUAAUAAUAAUAAUAAUAAUAAUAAUAAUAAUAGUAGUAGUAAUAGAAAUUCAUCUAUAAAUAAUGGUAAUAAUCAAUCAUCAUUAUUCUAUAAUAGUGCAAGUACGAAUCAAAACAAUAACAAUAAUAAUAUUACUACAAGUUUAAAUUAUAAAGUAAUUUCUUCACCUUUAAAGAAUUUAAAUUUAAAUCCAACAACUACAAAUGAACAAAUUAGCAAAUCUGUAAAUUUCGAUAGAAAUCAAAAUCAAAAAUCCCCAUUUUUAAAUAAUACUUCAAUGCCAAAUAUAAACUUUAAUGAACAAUCUCAACAACAAUCUCAAAAUCAAUACUAUCAACAACAACAACAACAACAACAACAACAAAGUAAUAAUAGUAUGAAUCAAUCAAUAAAUUAUAAAGAUAUAAAUCCAUCAUUUUUAUCAUCAACACCAUUAGAAUUUAAUGAUACAGUUGACACAAGUGGAAGUUCAUUAAAAUAUUCAACCUCUUCUAAUAAUAGUAAAGGUUUUAGUAAUAUUAGUAAUAAUUCAAAAAAGAUUUUUGAUAAAAGUAAUUUUAAUUUGGGUAGUAUGGGUAAUUCAAGUUUUGGUAUGAGUAAUUUUAACUCCACAAGUUUUGGUGCUAGUACUGGUGGUGCUAGUCAUUUAACUCAUACUUUUCAUAAUAAUGGUAAUAGUGAUGGUGAUGAUGAUCAAAGUAAUAAUAGUAACUCAUUAUUUUAUACACCAAGAAGUACACAUAUAAUGAAUAGUAUGAAUUCAAAUUUUAAUCAUCAUCAUAAUAAUAAUAAUCAACUUUUUAAUAAUAGUGGUAGUAAUAAACAAAUGGGUUUCCCAAUACCACCAAAUGCUGUACCAAUUCAUAAUCAUACUCAUCAUCACUAUCAUAAUGGUAAAGGAAAUAAUACUGAUCAAGAACUUGAAAUAAUUGAUUUAGAAGACCAACCAACAAGAUUUAAUAAUAAAAAUAAUAAUAAUAGUAAUGGUUUCACUUCAAAUAAAAGAUUUUAUAACCAACAUUAA